UCCGAACACUUGUUGACAAUAAUUGUCCAUGUGGAAGUUAACAUUUUAGCAAUUUAAUCCUCAUUUGUAUCAAAAACACACCCACACCUACGAUUUUUAAAAUUUAUUCUCCUUCUGUGAGAGUUAAUUUAAUCGUAACACCUGUAACGUGGUGCUAAACAGUGUCUUAAACAGUGGUGCUGCUCGAUGAUGUCAGUGAUCGUCUGCGAUGACAAUGGUUAUCGUUCGACUGACCUUUAUGACAACAACAAACCCCAGCAGAAUAAAAAAUUCACUUCGCCCGAGAAUUUGAGAGCGUUCCUGGAGAGUGAGGAAGAAUCUAACCUCUCUGACAGUACUUUCGAAAUUAGCCAGGAUUCGGACCAUGAAGCUGAUCAAUCUACUGCACUGAUUGACCAGGGGAGAGAUACUAGAAGGAAGAGAGUAAUUCGAGAGGCGAAAUUUCCAAAUGUCUCCCAGAGUCCUGCUGAGGUAACUGUAGAGGAAGAAGACGACCUAAGAACUCCUGAGAAGAUAAUCAAACGCAAGAGAUCGAAGAGUGACAGCUCGGAUCAGGACGAUUCAUUCGGUUCCCCCGAAAUUCCAUGCACUGGUUCCCCAGUGACCUAUCACCUCUACGAGACUAAUAGCACAAAGAUAAUUAUUAAAAAAUCAAUGAGUGCGAAGAAGCCCCAGACGAGAGCCAAAAAGUUCUCGGAAAAGGACAUAAGUUCUAUGCUCGAGGCAGACGAUGAUGAAGAAAUUUUUGACAGACCUAAGAGAAAUCCUGAAGAUGGGGGAACUCCACAACGUCUCACACGAGCUGUUACGAGGAUAGUUGAUGCCAAAACUCCUCGAAGUUCCUCGAGAAUUCGAGGGCAGACACCAGAGGUUCCAAGCGCAGACGAGGUAUCUCUGAGAAUGAAAUUCAGACGUUCGACUGAUCAGAGCAACUACAAAGUCGAGGCUCUGGAGCCUGAGGUACUUGAGAGAAGAGCAUCCCUGAGAACUACAAUUGUCCUUCCUAAAAGAUUCGUAGACACAGGUCUGGAUAACACUCCAGGAAGGAAAACCCCAACAAGACAUAAAAAACAUGUACAGUAUCAAGAGAAAUUCAGUGAUUUCGAUGACUCCCUAACUCCUAAGAAAUCCUCUAGACUGGGAACUCCAAAAUCCGUUAGAAAAACUCCUUCAAGAAAUACAAAACCAGUUCAAUACUGUGAACAAUCCCCUGAUCUGGACGAUUCAAUUAACACCCCAAAGCGACAAUCGCGACAAACAAAGACCCCCAAGAGAGAUAAUUAUCUUCAGGUGGAAAUUUCCACCCCCACGAGUCGUUCAAACCAUCCCAAGACCCCCAAAUCCAGUAUUCUGAAAUCAGUUCCCACGACUCCCAGUGGACGACCUCGAAGGAGCACAAGAGUACAGUUAUACGUAGAUAACAACAAAGACGAGGGAGACGAGAAUGACACGAAUAGAGGGAAUACAGACGAGAGUGAUAACGAGGCUCUCCCCAGAAGGACUUUCGAUAGAAACAGAAGAUUGCUCUCCCAGGAGACCCCGAUGACUCCGAAAAAAUCAGUGACAAUUGUUGAAGAAACCGGGACACCGAAAAAAACACAGACAAAAGCGGGCCCCAGAACCCUUAGAAAGACUCGUAGGUCAUCCACUUCAGAGGAUGAGCCCAUGACUCCAAAACGUGUUUUCAGGUCAGCUUCUCUCAUCGAGGAACCUGUAACUCCGAAGCAAAAAGGAAAAGCCAAGGCCCACACUCCAUCCCUGAAGCACAAAGCAUUGACCCCCUCUAUGCACCAGAGAGCUGCAACAGUGGGCAAACCGAAGACAGCUCUUCAGGAAGCCAGAGCCCAACUUCACGUGAGUGCAGUUCCCAAGUCUCUUCCCUGCCGAGAGGAAGAGUUCAACGACAUUUUCACGUUUCUCCAACGAAAGUUACUGGACCACAGCAGUGGAUGUAUCUACAUCAGUGGAGUCCCUGGAACUGGCAAAACAGCAACAGUCAACGAGGUCAUCCGGUGCCUGAGAAAAUUAGUAUCAAAGGGCGAUCUCGAGGAGUUUAAUUUCCUGGAGAUCAAUGGAAUGAAAUUAACUGAACCCAGACAAGCUUAUGUUCAAAUUCUGAAACAGCUGAAUGGACAGAGUUUGACAUCAGAGCAAGCUUAUCAACACCUGGAGAAACGUUUCACGAAGUCGACUGGACACAGAGCCAUGACCCUUCUGCUUGUUGAUGAACUUGAUCUCUUGUGUAAUAAACGCCAGGAUGUUGUUUAUAAUCUGCUGGAUUGGCCUGCUAAACAGGGAGCUCAGCUGGUGGUGCUGACUAUUGCUAACACCAUGGAUCUUCCUGAGAGAGUCCUCAUGGGGAGAGUUACAUCGAGACUGGGGUUGACUCGUCUGACAUUUCAGCCUUACAAUCACAAGCAGCUGCAGGAGAUUGUCACGACGAGACUUAAGGACUCUGAUGCAUUCAGAAGUGAAGCUAUACAAUUAGUUGCCAGAAAAGUUGCUGCUGUCUCUGGGGAUGCUAGACGGGCUCUGGACAUUUGCAGGAGGGCUACAGAGAUCGCGGAAAUGAAUGGAGGGAAAAUAGUCUCCAUGCAGGACGUCAAUGAGGCCCUCACGGAGAUGAUCGCCAGUGCUAAGGUACAAGCUAUUAAACAUUGUUCAGAGAUGGAGAAAGUCUUCCUCCAAGCUGUCUGCGCUGAAAUCACUCGCACUGGAGUGGAAGAGGCUGUCUUCCAGAGUGUCUAUAAACAGAUGGAAGCGCUGUGCUCAUUCGAAGGAGUUAAAACCCCAAAUAUUAGUCAGACCUUGGAGAUCUGCGCGAGAUUGAGUGCUAAUAGACUUCUGCUUUGCGAACACUCGAGAGCGGAUGUCUUUCAGAGGAUAUUGCUAAAUGUCUCUGCUGAUGAUAUUCAUUUUGCACUACAGGACGUCCAAAUUUGAUUUUUUUUUUGUUUCGAGAGAAUUUGGUAUAAUAGGGAAGAAGAAAAACUUCAUUUUUUACACUCGUCAAGUAUGGAAUUUUAUAAUUAAUGAGAUCUGUUGAAGGAAAUAGCAAGAAGUAUUUUUUUACUGCAAAGAAAGGAUUUUCUAGUUUCCGCGGAAGGCAAUCUACGGUGACAAAGAAAAUUGUUGCAAAUGUGAAACUAUAACUGUAGAAGGUGACUUUUCAUUCUUGACUUCUUCUCUUCUUUGCUUGGGUUUUAUAAUUCGAAGUAUAAAUAAGAAGCCACCUUUGAUAUGUCAAGUUAUAAUAUUUGUUAAUUGUAGUGUAGUUUUUUUUAUUAUUCUGACGGUUAUAAAAUGAAUGUUGCAAAAGUGCCUUCGAGUUUACCGAAAAUUACUGGAUAAUAAAUUUCGCGUUAAUUUUACUGUAGUUUUCUCAACAUUUUUUUUGUUUUGCAGUAAAUAUCAUUGGCAUGAAAUUACGUAUUUUCUUAUGGGAUUUUUGUUGAAAAUUUGUGCGCAUUAAGUAUGACGAUUUUUCAUGCAUAAGAAGUAUAUGUGAAAAUGUCAAAAAGUAUUUUGGCGAGAAAAAAAUCGCUUUAUAUUUUCGAUAAUAAUUAAUCUUUGAUCUGAGGUCGAAAUUACUAAAAACGACAGAUUGAAAUCCUAAAGGUAUUCCCCGCGAUUAUUUAUCAUUUCGUUUUUUAAUUGCAUUAUUUUAUUUUUAAGGACGAGAAACAGAGCCUGAAUUCAUAUUUUACUCGUUCACAAUCCAUUUUAUCAUCCAACUCCCGAAAAGUGCCUUUCAUUGUACAAAUGAUUCUUGAUGAAUAAAAACGUAUUCUAAGCAAA
Molecule: messenger RNA, 3798 nt
Organism: Diachasmimorpha longicaudata
Lineage: Eukaryota; Metazoa; Arthropoda; Insecta; Hymenoptera; Braconidae
Gene: Orc1
Product: Origin recognition complex subunit 1
Exons: 2
Coding region: 187-2943 (918 amino acids)
Biological process (GO): mitotic DNA replication checkpoint signaling; DNA replication initiation
Cellular component (GO): nuclear origin of replication recognition complex
Molecular function (GO): DNA replication origin binding; ATP hydrolysis activity; ATP binding
Source: RefSeq, a predicted model, not a curated record